AUGCAGCCUCAGAAGAGGCAACGUGUGAGCCUUGCUCAAGCCAUCCGCUGCUUUGGACGCCCAUUGCCUCCAUCGCAGGAGGGCUCGGAUGCGGGGCAGGUUCCGGAAGAAGAGACGGGAACCAGGGCGGGUAUUGCUGCGGAACAGGUCGCCAAAGAGGAGCUGCAAACGGAAGAGGAAGGCGUGGAUGCACAGGAGGCUCUUCAGGACGAGCUGGCAUGGAAUGAGGAAGCAAAAGAGGAGCUGCAACCUGAAGAAGAGGCUCCUAAGGAUGAGCUGGCAUGGAAGGAGGAGGAGGUGGACGAGCUUUAUUCACAGAGCGCCGCUGCUGGAUCAUGGGCCCCUGCAUCGCAAGAUUUAUCACAGCAGUCCUGGCAACCGUUCUCGCAGGAUUCGCAGGACCCGCACGCCACAGAGCAUGGCAUGCAACCCAUGCCAGAGGAUAUUGGCGGAGAACAAGUUGCUGGAACAUCGGCCCCAUCGUCAUGGCAACCGAUCUCGGACUCGGAGGCCAGGAAGCAUGGCUUGGAAAUGGCGGAUGCACAAAGCUUGCAGGAGCCCCGCAGAGGCUUCGCAGAUCUCAGGGAGGAAGAGAAGGAAAAACUUCUAACUGUGUCUGAGAGCCUCACGAAAGAGAUAGGCAUGAAGGCUUUUUACACUUUCGACGCCCGGACAUCCCGGGAAGAUCUGAAGAAGUUGGUGCACACCUUUUUCUCGAGGUACAGGCAGACUGAAACGGAGGACCAUUAUUACGAGACGGAGAGGUUCUUUCAGGACAACCAAGUGUGGUUUGUUUCGACGCUGAUCACGCCUUGCUUGUACCAGGGCAGUUUUCGGGGCCAGCCGAGGCCACAACGCCACAUGGCAGAACUAUCUGCUUGUCAGAAGUUCCUGGAAGAUCCGGAAGCUCGAGAGCUUGCCAGCAAGCUUCCGCCACCUUCCAGAAUACUGCGAAGAGAAAUCUUGGCAAAAUUCAGCAAAGAUUGGAAGGAGGAUAUGCUUCAGCGGGGCAUCAGUCCCAAGCUUGUUCAGCAAGAAGCUGUCCAAGAACUGUCACACAAACUUAGGUCUUUGGGCUGCUUCCUUGAUGCCCUUGCUUUUGUGAAUUGGUCUGCGCGGGAGGGAGAGUUCGCCCAAGCCCUCACAGGCAUGGCCUCGGGCGCGAAGGACAUCAUCCGGGGCAAGGCACAUUCCAUGCUUUCCAAGUUUCAAAGGCUUUGGGCACAAUGGAGAAGGGCGUCCUGUCGCCCGUCGCCAGCGAGAUUGUCUUGGAGUCAGUCGCGUCAGGCCCGGCACGGGCUCGACAGUGCCACCAAGUCCCAGCUAAAUGGCCGCAGAGGUGCAAGAGGACAUCUUCUACCCAUCCUGCACAAAACCGAGGACGCCCUUCUCCAAUGUGCCCAAAGCCUGCAUCAGGCCGGCCCCGAGUAUGAAGGUGGUGGAUGGUCGUCGUCCUCGGCCUCCUGA
This is a messenger RNA of Symbiodinium natans, 1467 nucleotides long. The record is from the annotation of a GenBank genome assembly. Lineage: Eukaryota; Dinophyceae; Suessiales; Symbiodiniaceae.